UCAGGGUAAGUACUUUGCUCAAGGGUACUACAGCUGGAGGUGGGAUUCAAACCUGCAGCUUUGGAUAGAAGGCAGUCGAAGGUAACCUCUACGCUACCAGCUGCCCCCACUACACACAGCCCAUGUGUGCAGCUCCAACAGCAACAGCACCAAGUUCAGUGUACAGUAGGUAGCAACACAGGUACCGAUUGCAUGCGUCCAUCCGCUGCUCCAGUGCACGGUCGCAGUGCUCCACGCACACGCCGUUCCCGCACGCACUCGGCCUAUCCGAUGGACAGGAGCGUAGGGUACGGCAGCUGACAGUUUCCUUAAGGCGGUUACAGGGUCACUGCAGUGCUGUGGCAGCUGGUUCUGCUGAGUGACCAUAUCAACGUGUCGUUGCGUUUCCUCCGUGGGCAUCUCUUUUCACCGCAGGCCAAGUGCUCUGUGCAGAUUGAGUGGCCGGACGUUGUGUGUGGUCAGCCACAAGACAAGACCAGGGGUGGAGAAGGGGACCCUGGGGGCCACCGGGAGCUGACGGAGUGUCUGAAGAGAGCAGCACAUAGACACAGGGUUUGAAUUUGGACACAAGGAAGUCUGUUUGCAGGACGAUUGCAUGGUUUACUGCCCCCACCGCACUCCGGAUGCGUACGUACACACACACGCGUUCACACACUCGCAGAUAUCUGAACCACGACAGCCUCCCUUGACGGAGAUCGACCAGUUUGGGUUCCAAGGGAGAUGUCGCGGCGCUGAAACGCUGAUGACAAGCAGGCUUCCGUUCCAGCCAUCUGCAGCAAAAUGAAUCCGUUGCUUGUCUCCAUAUUCCUCCUCCUGGCUCACAGCUACCCGAUGACACGUGCCAGUUGUGUACGUGACAAAAACCAUGACAACCGUCCACGUGUGAGCUGCACCUCCAUGGGCCUGAGCAACGUCCCCUCCGCCAUAGAGCUGACCACACAAGUUCUGAACUUCACUGACAACCAGUUCAUCUCCUUGUUAUGGACCUCCUUCAAGGACUUCUCCGAGCUUUAUGAGCUGGACCUCUCCCUGAACCAGGUGUCUACAUUGGAGCAAAGCUCUGAGUUUCUCCUUCCCAAGCUGAAAAUACUGCAGCUCUCAAGUAACCAGCUCGAAGUGCUUCAGCCCAAUGCCUUUGCGGCAGCUGCUGGCCUCAUGGAGAUCCACCUGCAGGCCAACAAGCUGCACACCUUGAAUGCUGCCACUUUCAGUGGUUUGACACAGCUCGAGAUUCUGGUCCUCUCACAGAACUACAUCCAAGCCUUGCCUCCACAGUUGCUGUCCUUGAUACCCUCCACAGCUCUCAAGACCUUUGAUGUGGAGGACAACCAUUUAACCGUUUUGCCAAACCAGUUCUUUGACUCUAAGCCAGGCAUUCCCUACGUCUACCUGUCUAAGAACCGCUGGCACUGCAGCUGCAAGGUGAGCUACCUCUCAGCAUGGCUGAACAGUGAGGUAGAAAAUGUGUACAUCCGUGAAGGUCCAAACAUUGUAAACGACCCGGAAAGUGUAAAGUGUUACAGUCCAAGCAAGCUGCAUGACCAACCUAUCAUCGAUUUGAAGGAAGAGGACUUGUGCUCUCCACUAACUGAGGCAAGCACCCAGUCCCCACAUAUUUUUGGUCCACGUGGAGAUUUCUUGCAUGUUUCACCCUUAUCUACAGGGUCGUACCGAAAGUCUAACAUGUGGACCACAGACACAUCAACUGCAGGACUUACAGCUCUUAACACAAUCCCCAACAGCGCUAUGGCUCCUUCAGUGCCCUGGAGCCACACAUCCUCCAGCCACAUUUUCUACGAGACUGUGACACAGCUGUACACGUGGUUCUUUUUCAACUCAUCAACAACUCAUCUGAAUUACAGCAAAACAACCAAAGAAUUGUGGUAUUCAUGGUUUUUCUAUGGAACAAACUCAACAACAACCAGAGAAGUUCAGUAUGAACCAGUCACAGGGAGGUGGUCCACAUGGGUCUAUGAUGCCAUCACUGGGACAGACUUGACAGAGACCUCAAGUUCCACACCAAGUACGUCCCCUAGUUUCUCAGCCACCACCGCACUUUCAACCUUGCGUGAUCCUUCAGCCGGAAGCCCUACUUUCUCUGCUGGGCUUCAGUACGAGAUCAAGUUGAGAGACAGCAGAGAGGGGGGGCAGCCACUGGGAGUGUACUGUUGGUGGCUCUUCCUUGGCUACCUAUGCCUCUGCAUCUUUCUCGGGCUCUGGCUGUGUGUAGCCUUCCUCUGGCUCCUCCAUGGCCACCUCCGCAUUUACCUGCCCCUCCUUCGGUCAACAAGGGCACAGAGGAAGCAACUCAGGGUUUACCAGACAAUAAGUGAGACUCCCGCUGAAGAGUCAGGAGAGGGCAAAGAGAAGAACACGCCCAACAGAACUGGUGCCAUCUCACUGCCAGCGGGAGGGGCUCAGGCUGUCUUCCGCUCAGUGCUGCUUGUGUCUGUAGCUGACGACGGUGAGGACGGCCGUGGGGCAAUGAGGUCCACAGAGAUAGGCCAGGUGGACUCAAGAGCUGCUAGCCAAAAUGUUACAACUUGCAAGGAAACAGAACAUGCAGUCUUCAAGAGCCAGAGAGGGACAGAAGUUUGGGAAGAGGGGGGAGCAACAGAGGAUGAAGUCUUCCAGAAGACGCUGUAUAGGGUUAUCAGCCAAGAGGGACAGACACCUGGGUGGACAGAGAUACAGGACAGCUGGAAGCAAAGCACUAGAGAGCAUGAGAAGAAGCAAAGCAAGGAGUGGAAAAAGAGGUAUAGCCUCAUUUUGAGGGAGGAGAAGGUAGAAGAAGAGCAGGCGGAGAAGACGGAUGAAGGUCGGAGAAUGAGUGAGAGCAGGGCAGAACACGCGGGGAACGAGUGGGUGGUGGGCAAGUGGGAGUGGAAAGCUCAAGAGGGUGAGCAGGGAGCGGUGGCAACGGGUGUGGACGACCACUGGUCCCUGAUGCCCUUGGUUGCAAGAGGUGCAAGACUUCCACCAGCAAACAGCGACAGCACCAGUGAAACAUUCCUCUGAAGCAGGACAACACACGGGAGCUGCUUGCCCAGCUCUGAGAGAAGGACGUCCUCUUACACUCCACCGGCACUCUGCUUCUUCUGCUUAUUAGCACUUAGAAUAACUGCUUACUAUAAAGAAUCUCUCUUUUUUCUCUUCUGGGCAAUCAGGUUGUUUUGUGGCACAUAAAGUAUAAGUGUCAAAGUACACAUCUGUCGUGACUGCCAGGAACACAAGUUCUUUAAGAAAUGCACGUUACAAUUAAGAACAUGCACCAUUACAUAUAAUGUAUUGAGGUUUGCAAUGACCUAUGGCAAACGAUUUUGUGUAAAAAAUGAAAUAAAAGUUAAAACUUUUCCACUUUUUUUAUGUUCA
Molecule: messenger RNA, 3372 nt
Organism: Scleropages formosus (Asian bonytongue)
Lineage: Eukaryota; Metazoa; Chordata; Actinopteri; Osteoglossiformes; Osteoglossidae
Gene: gp1ba
Product: glycoprotein Ib platelet subunit alpha
Exons: 2
Coding region: 781-3018 (745 amino acids)
Cellular component (GO): plasma membrane
Molecular function (GO): protein binding
Source: RefSeq, a predicted model, not a curated record